UGAACUUCAUCAACAUGUUCAAAUCAAGCCACCUGAACAACCCCUCACCAGAAUGGUGCCUGAGGAGAUAAAGGCGCAUCAUUAGGGAGAGGGUAGUAUCGAAGUACCAGCACACCCUCUAAAGUCGACUUGACGACUUGAGCCUCAACAGGGAAAAUGCCUAUAAAAAGGUUAUUAGCUGAAAUGGGGAGCCCUUUACAACCAUUAAAACAAGCAUACGAUUGCUAGCGCUUCUUUAUUUGAAUUAUAAUAACCAGAAUUAUCUCAAUGCCUUCUCAACUCCUAUCACAAAGGUCCAAGUACCCAUCAGGUUGGGUCCAAUCAGUUCUCCGAUGCACGUACAAUGACGGUGGAGAAGUCAGAAAAGGUCUCAAUGAGUUACUCGGGGAAACAGGCUACAUUCUGAAGCACCGCACUGGUAGAUGGGUAGUCUGGGCGCCCAGGAAGCUCACUGACGUGGACGAAACCGAGCUUGAAAGAAUUGCACACGUGCACUACUAAACUCCCCUAUCGAUACUUCAGCAUUCCUGAGAGGGAUCUAGUGUGUCGAGACUUUACUUUGAUGACCACUACACGAAGGAGAAAGAUGAUGAAUCUCAUAGGCUUGAAAUACACCUGCA
Daldinia caldariorum is the source of this 620-nucleotide messenger RNA. RefSeq lists its product as uncharacterized. NCBI's taxonomy places the organism in Eukaryota, Fungi, Ascomycota, Sordariomycetes, Xylariales, Hypoxylaceae. The transcript has 3 exons. The record is from RefSeq and is a predicted model, not a curated record. Bases 268 to 501 code for a protein of 77 amino acids.